AAAUGUCAAUCUCUAUACUGCCGUCUGUCUGCCUGCUGUUGCUAUUCAUGUAAUUUUUUACUAUCGUAUGAAAUAUUACAAAAUGCAAGUGUGAAGUGAAAUCUAAAAUUUUUAUAGAUCUAGACUUCAAAAUACAUUCAUUGUAUUAUAUUGAUAGAACGCUUAACGACUCUUUUGCUAUACGUUUUGAUUGCGAGUUAGUUCAUUUCCUUUUAAAAGAUCCACAGCACUUGUACAGUACAGUACAGAACGGAUUCAACAUUACGAACCAUGUCUGACGAUGCAGAGCAGCAAACUGAAGAAAUUGAAGUGUUGAAAUCAAUAUAUGAAGGAGAUGAAAACUUCAAACAAGUGGAUGCUACAACUUAUCAAUAUAAGUAUACUGAAGGUGAGAAGUCAUUUCUAUUGGAAAUAAAAUGGGGCCCAACAUACCCAACUGAUAAACCAAGCUUUAAUUUGGAUAUAUUCUAUAAUCAAUAUUUAUUACCAUCUGUCAAAGAAAAGAUAUUAAGUAUAGUAGACGCAGAAGCGGAACAGUGGCUUGGAUGUGCAAUGACAUAUACUUUAUUUGAAUGUUUGAAGGAGAAAGUAACAGAAAUACUCGCAGAGCAAACUGAAGAGGUAGUGGUGUCUAGCAGAGUGGAGAAGAUAGUUUUAGAUGACCAGACCGAAGUCUCAAAGAAACCAGAGAAAAAGGAGCAUUUAACGAAGGCGCAAAAGCGAAGAGCGUGGGACAAGGCGGAGAUAGGCAGGGCAGGGGAGAAGCCACGCGGGUGGGACUGGGUUGACAUUGUUAAACAUUUAUCUCAAGUGCCCCACCAGCCUGCCUCAUGACACUCGACCACGUAACUGCGAUGCCAUUCCUCACGCUGGCUCUGAAUGGUGCUCUUAUAAAUACAUGUGUUUAUAGCUAAA
Spodoptera frugiperda (fall armyworm) is the source of this 915-nucleotide messenger RNA. Its product is annotated as RWD domain-containing protein 4. The record is from RefSeq and is a predicted model, not a curated record. Bases 271 to 834 code for a protein of 187 amino acids. Gene Ontology annotation, molecular function: protein binding. The transcript has 5 exons. Lineage: Eukaryota; Metazoa; Arthropoda; Insecta; Lepidoptera; Noctuidae.